AUGUGGGAGGCGCAGCGGGAGCCCGACGUCAUCUCCACCUACAGCGCUGCGACCAGCGCGUGCGAGAAGGGCGAGCAGUGGCAGCGGGCCCUAGCUCUGCUAAACGAGAUGUGGGAGGCGAAGCUGAAGCCUAACGUCAUCAGCUACAGCGCUGGGAUCAGCGCGUGCGAGAAGGGCGAGCAGUGGCAGCGGGCCCUAGAGCUGCUGAACGAGAUGCGGGAGGCGAAGCUGCAGCCCAACGUCAUCAGCUACAGCGCUGGGAUCAGCGCGUGCGAGACGGGCGAGCAGUGGCAGCGGCAGUGA
Messenger RNA from Prorocentrum cordatum, 303 nucleotides. NCBI's taxonomy places the organism in Eukaryota, Dinophyceae, Prorocentrales, Prorocentraceae. The record is from the annotation of a GenBank genome assembly.